This is a messenger RNA of Porites evermanni, 1595 nucleotides long. Lineage: Eukaryota; Metazoa; Cnidaria; Anthozoa; Scleractinia; Poritidae. The record is from the annotation of a GenBank genome assembly.
AUUACCCUGUUACUCUGUUACCUUGUUACCCUGUUACCUUGUUACCAUGUUACCUUGUUACCUUGUUACCCUGUUAUCUUGUUACCUAGUUACCCUGUUAUCUUGUUAUCUUGUUACCCUGUUACCCUGUUACCCUGUUACCUUGUUACCCUGUUUCCUUGUUACCUUGAUGCCCUGUUACCUUGUUACCCUGUUACCUUGUUACCCUGUUACCUUGUUACCUUGUUUCCUUGUUACCCUGUUACCUUGUUACCUUAUUACCCUGUUACCUUGUUACCUUGUUACCCUGUUACCUUGUUACCUGGUUACCCUGUUACCCUGUUACCUUGUAACCCUGUUACCUUGUAACCCUGUUAUCUUGUUACCUUGUUACCCUGUUACCCUGUUAGUACCCUGUUACCUUGUUACCCUGUUACCUUGUUACCUUGUCACCCUGUUACCUGGUUACCUUGUUACCCUGUUACCUUGUUACCUUGUUACCCUGUUACCUUGUUACCUUGUUACCAAGUUACCUUGUUACCUGGUUACCCUGUUAGCCUGUUACCUUGUAACCCUGUUAUCUUGUUACCUUGUUACCCUGUUACUCUGUUACCUUGUUACCCUGUUACCUUGUUACCUUGCUACCCUGUUAUCUUGUUACCUUGUAACCCUGUUACCCUGUUACCUAGUUACCCUGUUAUCUUGUUAUCUCGUUACCCUGUUACCCUGUUACCCUGUUACCUUGUUACCCUGUUACCCUGUUACCUUGUUACCCUGUUACCCUGUUACCUUGUUACCUUGUUACCUUGUUAUCUCGUUACCCUGUUACCCUGUUACCCUGUUACCUUGUUACCCUGUUACCCUGUUACCCUGUUACCUUGUUACCCUGUUACCCUGUUACCUUGUUACCUUGUUACCUUGUUACCUCGUUACCUGUUACCGUGUUACCCUGUUACCCUGUUACCUUGUUACCCUGUUACCUUGUUACCUUGUUACCUUGCUACCGUGUUACCCUUUUACCUUGUUACCUUGUUAUCUUGUUAUCUCGUUACCCUGUUACCUUGUUACCCUGUUACCUUGUUACCUUGUUACCUUGUUUCCUUGUUACCUUGUUAGACUGUUACCCUGUUACCUUUUUACCCUGUUACCCUCUUAUCCGGUUACCUUUUACCCUGUUACCCUGUUACCCUGUUACCUUGUUACCCUGUUACCUUGCUACCCUGUUACUUUGUUACCCUGUUACCUUGUUACCUUGUUACCUCGUUACCCGGUUACCGUGUUACCCUGUUACCCUGUUACCUUGUUACCCUGUUACCUUGUUACCUUGUUACCUUGCUACCGUGUUACCCUGUUACCUUGUUACCCCGUUACCUUGUUACCUUGUUAGACUGUUACCCUGUUACCUUUUUACCCUGUUACCCUCUUAUCCGGUUACCUUUUACCCUGUUACCCUGUUACCCUGUUACCUUGUUACCUUGUUACCCUGUUACCUUGCUACCCUGUUACUUUGUUACUCUGUUACCUUGUUACCCUGUCACCCUGUCACUCUGUUACCCUUUUUUUUUGUUACUCUGUUACCUUAUUAUUCUGUUACUUUGGUACCUUUUUACUCUUUU